Molecule: messenger RNA, 2895 nt
Organism: Danaus chrysippus (African queen)
Lineage: Eukaryota; Metazoa; Arthropoda; Insecta; Lepidoptera; Nymphalidae
Source: the annotation of a GenBank genome assembly
AUGGAUUCCUUCCACGAAUGCUUACAAGAAUAUGGCGAAGGUUUGGAAGUUGUUCAAAUAUGUCUUGAACCGGAAGACGAAUCUGCUAAAUACGAAGACUUAUCCGCGUUGGCUGAUAUAAGUUAUGAAGAUUGUAAGAAAGAUACUAUCAGAGAUGAUAAUAUAAUAAUCGAAAUCAAAGAUAAUACACAAGUUAAUGGAGUUAUUGAAAUGAAAUCAUCAAAAUCCGAUGGAUCUUUGGAUGAUCAAGAUGAUGAUAUGACUAUAACGGAUGACACUUUAAACACACCUCGCGAACUAACUAUGAGAAGUAAAUCAGAAGACAGGAAAAAUAUAGACAGGGGGAGAGGUUUAUCGAAACAGCAGAGCAAAGACUUAUCAACAUCCGACGAAAUGGUAUUCGCAGUAACACCAACAGGUCUAGAAAGAAUUAGCUUUGAGAAAUACUGGAAGGAUAUUGAUGUGAGCAAAACAAAAACACAGAAUGACGAUAGUUGGAAAGAAUGUCCCAAUUCCCCAUCAGAUGACACUAGCUUCUACGAUGCGACUAUGAGAAUAUCUGUACAAGAACAAAACAAUUCAUUACUAUACAUUGAUCAUGAGAUCGAUGGGUACGAAACAUGUUUAGAUGAUGAUUCUUCAUCUGUUAAGUGUACAGACAGCAGCUAUAAAAUAAACGGGGAUAGUGAGAUCAAAGAAUUAUAUAAACACGAUAAAAUACACUUUAAUAACAAAGACAACGAUGUUUGUGCCAAAACUAAACAGGAUCAGAUCACUGCCAAUACUUUAGACGAUGUGUCGUCUUACGAACAUCCGUAUAUAGAAGAACAUAUUAUUAAACAGAUGAAAUCAUUAAGAAUAGAACCAUUAAGUAUACAUAUAAAUAAUAAGAAAAUAAAAAAGAAAUCUCCUAAACCGUCCAAAAGCGAGCGUCGUGUUAUCGAAUAUUACAACGAUCAAGAUGAAUGUUUAAAAGAGAUACGACAGAAGAAACUAGAAGAAGAAUUAAAGAAGAAUAAAGAAGAUCAUCACAGAAGUGAAUAUAAAAUAGCGGAGAAGAAAAUGCAUUUGAAGAAACAACUGCCUAGCGAAGAAUCGACUGACGUUGAACCUUAUGUGUCUGGAUGUCAUAAAUGUUUUUUAGAGAAUUACGCUUACGAAAUAACUAAGGCGUAUAUAAAAGAAGCUAGCACAUGUAAAUAUUGUGAGGUGAUUCGUGAUAUGUUGGAAGGGCCUAAAGUUAUGCCGAAUAGAAGGAUGUCUGCUCCAGCACUUUUUAAUCUGGAGAGUAUAGAUUCAGAUACUGAUGAUGAAGAUCUAUUAGCUGUUCCUAUAGUCAAAGAUAGAAGGAAGUCUACCGGCCCAUUAAAAUUUCCAGUAGCUAGUAGAAGAUCGAGUUACGCACCACCAGCUAUGACAGUAACUGUAUCUCCGGAGCGUCGUGAGGGUUCAACCCAAAGAUGGGGGGCGCCAAGAAGAGUGACCCUCAAAAGAAGACCUGGUGCCCCAUUGGGAGUAAGCAUUGUAGGUGGAAAGGUGGAUAUAAUUUCGAAGCAAAACGGCGAAAGCGGUGGUGAAGAGAAGGCGAUCUUCGGUAUUUUUAUUAAAAAUGUAGUGCCUAAUAGUCCGGCAGCUCUAUGCGGGGAACUACAAACAGGAGAUAGGAUUUUGGAGGUAGAUGGUGUCUGUGUUCGCACAGCUCAGCACGAACGAGCUGUGGAACUGAUUAAGGCUGCUAGGGACGUCGUUGUCCUGACUGUACAAAGCCUUCUUACUUGGAAUACAGACUCGUCUGAUGUAGAGGCUUCCCCUGCCACGUCUCCACCGAAGCCCGUCAAGAAAGCACCAGCUCCUAAACCACCUCAACAUGAAAUAAAGAUAACGGUAACCGAACCAGAUAUGGAAAGAAAACAAUCAAAAGAAGAAAAUAAAGAAGAAAAGGGGAAAGAAAAUGAGAAGGAAAAUGAAAAACAAACAGAGAAAGUGAACGGAGAAGUUCAACAGAAGAAAGUUUAUUCAGAUUCGGAAAGUAGCGACGAAGAAGAUGAGAGAGAAUUACAAGGAAGAACUUAUUCAGAUAAGGGAGUUGAGAUUGAUCGUGCAUCAGCCGGUGCUAUUAAACGAAGCAGAGAAGAGAAGGAGGCAGACCCAGAAGAAGAAGAUGACUUCGGUUACACAACAAUUCAAAUCGGCAAGUUGACUCACCCGUGUGCGGAGUGCGCGCGGCGGGCGGCGCGUGCGCGGGCGUCGCUACGCGAUCUAGAACCAUGCUCUGACCGUGUCAUGGAGACGAUCUCUGAAGAUGCUGAGGCUGAAUUGGAACUUGAUAAAAUCAAGAAGAAGUAUGGGUCAUUGGGUGACAGCGUGGUGGUCGUCAAAUUGGAGAGGACCCCGAAGGCUGGUCUGGGACUCAGUUUAGCUGGUCAUAGAGACAGAAGCCGAAUGGCUGUGUUCAUAUGCGGCUUAAACCCAGCCGGCGCAGCGGCUAAGUCAUCACCACCCAUUAAAGUUGGCGAUGAGAUAUUAGAGGUGAACGGUAUUGUUUUACACGGGAGAUGUCAUUUGAACGCGUCUGCAAUUAUCAAAGGACUUGUUGGACCUGUCUUCAAAAUCAUAUUACUGAGACGUAAAUCAGCGUUGGAAGAUGUAGCUGUGAAGCCUUUAACUCAAUUUCCAGUAGCACUAGAUGAAGAGAUCCGCUACAGGGCGAAUCUUUCCUGGUCUUCUUGGAAUAAUUUGUGGUAUUGGGCUACUGCCACUGGGCCGUCCUCUUUUACCGAUGAUAAUUUUAUUCCUCAACACCAGACUUUCAGUUUAUUCUUUGGUAUGUCUAGCAGCGCAUUGUCAGUUUGGUACUCUCGGUACGCCUGCACUACCGCUAAAUCAGAAGCAUAA